Messenger RNA from Microdochium trichocladiopsis, 3284 nucleotides. RefSeq lists its product as uncharacterized. The transcript is spliced from 5 exons. Gene Ontology annotation, molecular function: protein binding. Lineage: Eukaryota; Fungi; Ascomycota; Sordariomycetes; Xylariales; Microdochiaceae. The record is from RefSeq and is a predicted model, not a curated record. Bases 153 to 2900 code for a protein of 915 amino acids.
AGUAACUCUGUCUGCAAAGUUGAAAUUGCUUCGUGGUCAUUCUUUGAGUGCAUUUGGGAAGCUUGUGGCAGAAACAUAGCAGUGCGGCGUGCUUGUGGAAAGGUCUAGUGCAUGCCGAGUGACUUGAUAGCCUCCAUGCACCACCCAUCGUGAUGGCGACAAGUAUGCCUCGUGGCAGCUGUGUACUCUGUGGCGUGCCAAUCGAUGAGAGACUGAGCCGUAGCUGGACACCACAUUUUCGCGCGGUAUACGUGCGCAAUACCACAAGAGGUCCGGCCGAAGCACAGCUCUCGGGCGUCGGACUGCGAGACCAUGGCUUCGACAGAGCACCCCUGGGCCGCCAUGCUCACUUUUACGACAACAAUUUCGAGCCAGACAACCUUUGUGUGUUCCGCCUCCAGAGAGGCAGCAGAGACGAGCAUGGCACCGCCCCAACUCAAUACGGUGUCCCUUUCCACCUUACAUGCUGGGAUAUCCUGGAAAGAGUGGCAGCAGGCGAUAGAAAUGAUCCUGACGCCGGCUUUCGCGACAUCAACCUGACGCACCUGCACCAGUUCUUCGGCUGCUUCCCCGAACAACAAGGCCGGAUCAACUGGGGCCACAACUAUGGCUUCAUAGAGUACGAGGACUCUGGCAGCAACUUUGUCGGCUUCGAGCGUGUCUUGGCGGACGUGGCUCGCGGAUUCGCCGGCCCUCACCACGAUCCCGGAGAGAGCUAUCCUAUCCAAGCUGCCCUUCGCCUGCCCAAAGCAAGUCGUCCAGUCCUUGCUCUUCCGGCCCGCAGACUUCGGAAGACAUCAAUAUCUCUUACAGUAACUGAAGCCAAAGAGACAGACCAGUUCGACCAACUCCCCACAGAGAUCCGCGACAUCAUCCUCUUCCAGCUCUCUUCGCCAGACGUGCUGACACUGAAGCUCGCCUCACGAGCCAUCGCCGAGACCGAGCUCGGCGAAACGUUCUGGGCCUCGAGGUUCGACUCCGGUCAACAGAUGGGACACGUCUACGAGGCCCGCGAUGCAACAGUGCCCCUGGGGAACUGGCGGGACGCGUACUUCGAAAUGGCCGAGCUGCAGACCCGCCGCGAGACGCUGCGGAACAGGGCACGCAUCUGGGGCAUCGCCGACGCGCUGCUCAACAUCUUGCAACACAUGGGCUCCGGCUCGUCGACAACACUGCAGGGCACUGAGUGCGGCGUGCCCCUGCCCAACUGGAUGUUUGAGCUCUCCACUGCCGGUGCCGCCGGGGCUGUCGUCAAUCUGCCUCACGGGCCUGAUGCACUGCGCGACGGCGAGGGAUAUACCAACCACUACGGGCGGCUCCAUGACUUUUCCUACGGCGCAUGUGUCGAGCCCUCGCGUGUCCGGUACCACAAGGGUAUCUCCCGAGAUGCGCGAGUCUGGGUUUCGUUCAUCGAGCUGCCGGAUGCGCGGUACAUAUCCGGCUUGCGGUUCGAGAAUGUCUCCGGGACGGCACAAUCGUGGAGUAUCGGGUACAUCCAUGCGACUAACGAGGAGUUGCUGCCUCCCGUGUCUGAGGACGAGAGCGGGAGUGGGGGCGCUUUGUGCGGCUUCGAGCUGGCAGUUGGCUCCCGAGGCGUGCUUGGCCUCAGGAAACUAGGAUCAUUGGAAUCUCAGAAAGGUCAGUGGGUCGGUCGACAUGAGGGUGUGCCGAGGAAGCUACUCCUCCUGAAGGAAGGGGUUGAGCCGUACAUGUUGACCUGCGGCUUUGAUGCUAUCAAGCUUUUGGUCGUAUGGGCGUCCAAGCCUGCCACCUCCAACAAUAAGCCAGCAUCAUCGACUACCAUUCGUAAAUCACCUUACAGGUCCUCCAAGCUUCGCGAGCAUUCCCUGUGGUAUCCCGCGGUCCCGCCGGCGCACUGUGACCUGUUCCCCCUCGGUCCGACUCGUGAGCGUGCUUGGCUGCCUAUGAAUGCCAGCUCGUUCUCGCAGCAAGGGCAGAUCGCGGGACUCGGCACUGGAGUUCGCGUGGGGCAACCACACGAAGUCAUCCUCUUUGGUGGUGAACAUGGGGAGAAGCUCACCGAGGUCACUGGGCUCACGAUGACUUUGAGAGACGGCGUCCUUGUCGAGUUCGGAGUAUCCCGGCGUGUCAGGGACGACAAAGACUGCGACCAUACUAAAGACAACGGUGAUGGGACGAUCAACGAGGAGCUUGGAGGCAAGCAUGAUGGGAGCGUGUCCCAUAUGUUCGGUGAACAUCUAAGGACGGGUGUCAUCAGCAUACCGGCGCAAGCCGGCACCGCGGAGUAUGGCACCUUGCAUGAGCCUUUUCAGUAUUUGUCUCGUACCGACGCCGUGCCACGCGAAUUCAGGGGCACUGCAAAGGUCAAAACGCAAACGUACGAGUUUGCCAUUGACGGGAAGUCUGGGGAGAGGAUUGUUGGGAUUGACGUCGUCGGUGCGCAGCGCGAGGACGGUCACGACGAUCAUGAUGGUGCCAUUCAUGGGAGAGGCAGUACGAUGAUCGGGGGUCUGAGGAUCAGUACCAAUUUCGGCCGUUGCUUCAAUGUGCUGGGUGUCUCCGACGACUUAUCCGACUCUGAUGAUUCACUGGCACGAAGUCGAAACAUUAGAGCUAAGGACUCUGGUGCUGCCAAUGACGGGAGCGGAGUUUUGGUGGGAGUUUACGGGCGCAGGGAUAAUUACGGCAGGUUUGUGAGCCUCGGCGAAAUCAAUGCCCCAGCUCAUAUCGCUGCAAAGACUCCCGAGGGCGGCCGCACCUUCACGCCCGAGACUCGGCUAAGUAACCGCGCCGCUGGUGUUCUUAUUUCUCCGGGCGCUUUAGCAUUCGCUGGCAAUUCUGCUGCACUGGACAGUGAUUGCAGUCUUGGUUCUGACGUGGAUGAGCUAGAGAAUGUUCUCGGUGGACUGGCACUUUGACAUUGCUCAAUUGUGGCUCAUGGUUCUUGCGGCCCCCCUUGACAAGGGUCGUUGGCGAAGCUGUGUUUGGAAACUGCCGGGGACAACUCAGUUUUGCGUUGAUGAUGGUAUGUGGCUUACACAACCAAAAACCUUGGUUACGGAAGAAGAGGAUGGAAACGUGAACAGGCAGAAUCCCAUAGCUAAAGAUAAAUACACUAGUAUGUUAGAUGUUAGAUACCCCCAAGCUCCAUGUGUUGCUGUUCAUUUGCCAGGCUCCACUGAAAGUGUCGUGUUACCGUUGUGUUUGGACGCUGGGGCAGGCUUGGAAACUGCCUGAAUAGAUCGACCUGGUUGAGUUUACCGACAUGAAUGAAGCUCGACGGUGGCUUCAACUUGCUGUUU